GUGACGAGCAUGGCGCUUGUGUUCGUGGUUAUUCGCGUCUUGUUGGGGCUGUUCUUUAUGCUGACGGGAGCGAUCAAGCUGACGGAUCGGAUCUCCCCGGAAUUGCAUGCGGAGGCGGUUGAUGAGUUUGUGAAGUUCGCUGAAGUGUUCCCUUUAAUUGACACGGGUAUUGAGGUAGAUCCAAUGAAUUACCUAAAGACGGUGGGCUGGAUCGAAUUGAUUGGAGGAUUUCUACUGGCGUUUGGAUUGAAGUUCAUGCAGGAAGUCAGUGAUAUUGUCCUUGCAAUCGUUAUGAUGGGUAAGAAAUGACACAGUCCAGUAAUAUAUACUUCAGCCAGACUCACUCAUGAUUAGCACGGGCUUUGUUGUGAGCAUGCUGCUCAAUCAGAAACUCUGCUAUUCCUUCACUUCACUGGCAAAUAAGGUUGUUCAAGCACUGGCGGUGCAUCUGACUUCACAGGAAAAAAUAAUCAGUGAAGCGUGAGGAUAGAAUGAAGAAACAAGACUCUUCAUCCUCAAAUAAAGGUGAAUGAUGGUGUCCUUGUCAAAUGAUAUUAAACAGCACAGAAAAUACAA
This is a messenger RNA of Rhincodon typus (whale shark), 576 nucleotides long. RefSeq names its product transmembrane protein 35B. The record is from RefSeq and is a predicted model, not a curated record. The transcript has 2 exons. The coding region runs from base 10 to 309 and encodes 99 amino acids. Lineage: Eukaryota; Metazoa; Chordata; Chondrichthyes; Orectolobiformes; Rhincodontidae.